GGCGGGACGAGCGCCGUCGCCGGCCGGGGCGGCGUCGCUAGAGGAGGGUCCCGGCGGGUCCCCGGCGCUCGCUGCCCCGCCUCCGCCGCCCCGCCCGGCCCGUCCCGGCCCGGCCCGUCCCGGUCCCCCCGCGCCCGCACGGACGGUCCGGCGGGCCCGCGGCCGCCAUUGGCUCACGGCGCCAUCCGGGCACUCGGCGCGGCGCCGCCGCUCGGCCCCAUCGUCCCAAUAUGGCGGAGGCUUCCUUUGGGAGUUCGAGCCCAGGUUCGUCCUCGCCCACCUUCUGCAUCGGCACCCGGCCUGUCGCCCGCACGCCGUUCUCUCCUUGCUGCUCCUUCCCAAAUUUAUCCCCUCGUAGUUUUCCUAAGGCUUCGUGUGCACGCUGUUAACCGUCUGCCAGGUUUUUCAGAGGAGAUGUGCGCUAUUUGGCUCUUUAUCAUCUGAGGAUCAUGACUUUGACCCGUCUGCUGAAAUGCUGGUACACGAUUAUGAUGAUGAGCGAACUCUCGAAGAAGAGGAAAUGAUGGAAGAAAGCAAAAAUUUCAGCUCUGAAAUUGAAGAUUUAGAAAAGGAAGGAAACAUGCCAUUGGAAGAUUUAUUAGCAUUCUAUGGCUAUGAGCCCACGAUUCCAGUUAUGCCAGGUUCCAGUGCAAAUAGCUCUCCGAGUGAACUUGCAGAUGAACUUCCAGAUAUGACUCUAGAUAAAGAGGAAAUCGCUAAAGACCUCUUGUCGGGUGAUGAUGAAGAAACACAGUCCUCUGCUGAUGACUUGACACCAUCAGUUACUUCACAUGAGGCUACUGACUUCUUUCCUCGGCCACUAAGAUCAAACACCACAUGUGAUGGAGAUAAGGAAUCUGAUGGUGAAGAUGUAGAGGCAGACAAUGGUAAUUCAUCUGAAGAUUUGAGAAAGGAAAUAAUGGUUGGUUCACAGUACCAGGCUGAAAUUCCAGCUUACCUUGGCAGAUGCAAUGAUGACGAAAAGGCUUAUGAAAAUGAAGACCAUCUACUUUGGAAACCUGAUGUCAUCUCAGAAAAUAAAGUUAAAGAAUACCUUUUUGAAACCUCCUUAAGAACAGGAAAUGAAAAAAUGAUUGGCAGAAUUCCUGAAGGACUACAUACACGGGACAAUGAACAAGCACUGUAUGAACUUCUUAAAAGCAGCCAUAAUGUUAAAGAAGCAAUUGAGAGAUACUGCUCAAAUGGAAAGGCAUCUCAGGAAGAGAUGACAGCAUGGACAGAAGAAGAAUGCAGAAGCUUUGAAAGUGCACUUCUGAUGUAUGGAAAAGACUUCCAUCUCAUACAGAAAAACAAGGUAAGAACUAGAACAGUUGCUGAGUGUGUGGCUUUCUACUACAUGUGGAAAAAGUCGGAACGUUAUGAUUACUUUGCUCAGCAAACACGAUUUGGAAAGAAGAAAUAUAACCAUCAUCCAGGAGUUACGGACUACAUGGAUCGUUUGGUAGAUGAAGCAGAAUCCCUUGGAGGAGCUGUGCAUUCUUCAGCCUUAACAUCUAAUAGUCGAACAGAAAACAUUCCUGACCAACAGCUAAGCAUUCUGAACUCUAUCACUGCCAAUGACUUGACAGCACUGACAAACAGUGUAGCUACAGUCUGCCACACUUCAGAUGUGAACUGCCUGGAUGAUGCUUUUCCUCCCAUGGACAGUUUACCCCGAGCACCAGUUAAUCAUGUGCCUGUUGGAACAGAAGAAUUGCUUAACUUGCCUAGCAAUGGUGAAAGUGAUUGUUUUAAUUUAUUUGAGACUGGCUUUUAUCAUUCAGAGCUAAACCAAAUGAACAUGUGCAGUGAGGAGGCAGAAAGACCUGCGAAGAGAUUGAAAAUGGGGAUUGCUGUCCCAGAAUCUUUCAUGAAUGAUGUCUCUGUAAAUAACCUUGGUGUGGACUUCGAGAACCACACACACCACAUUACUAGUGCCAAAAUGGCUGUUUCAGUGGCUGACUUCAGCAGUCUAUCUGCAAAUGAGACAAAUGGUUUUAUCAAUACCCACGCUCUCCACCAUGCUGCCCUUCAUUCAGAAUGACUGUGGAAAACUAAACAAACAGUGGGUACUUUAUGCAGUAGUAGUAAACUUGAUGGGAGCUAUCAGGUUUGCUUAGUCUUUCACUGGAAGUUUGAACUUUAUGACAUCAGUGAUGUCUUUGUAUGUAUAGAACUAUAUCUUGAUUUAUCAAGAGUAAUUUCUUUUUUCAGUCCAUAAAUGUGGAAAUGUCAUAGGAUGUGUGGCAGAGUUUGGGACUAAGAGAACUCUGUGAUGCAGCUUUAAGCUCUGCUUCAGUUUUUUUUCCUAAAGCCUGUAGACGGAGGCCACCAUUUCAAAACCAGCACAGAAGUUCUGAACGGAUUGGAGUGGCUUUUUUAGUAAGUUACUUUUGCCGUAAUGGAUGCAGUGGAAUAACAAUGUUUACAGGUACGGAUCCUGAUCCCUGCUCAAUGUAGCAUUUUUUUUCCCCCUUCUAAAGGCAGGGAUGGGUUUGUUUAUUUUAAACUGCACAAACAUACAAGGAUGUUUUUUAAAUAGAACCUUCUCUCAUGUGAUACUAAACUAGAGCACUUCAGUUUACAAAGCAGCAAAUUCAUGUUGGUGGAAGCUAGCACAAGGGACUUAAGAUGAGUAAAGUGAAGAUCUGCACUUGAAUGCUGUUGAAAAAUUAAAGGUCAUGGCUACCUUACAGAGAAGUAAUCAUGCUGCCAUAGAUGUCUGUGUACUUUAAACUUACUGGCUCAGACAGAUGAGUUUUAGGCUAUAUUGUAUUUGGUAGGGGUUUGUCCACAACUUUGAAGAGCAAUGCAAUCGUGUACCUUAACUUUCCUAAGGCAGCUGAUGUAUAAAGCUACAGUCUGCACAGCUUAGGAUUUACCACUAAACAGUCUACAUUUGGAAGACAUCUUAAGUUGUUUGGAGCACUGCAGUUCUAAGUAUUACAGUUUUGAGGGACUAUCUAGUUUAUAUAGUGUAGUAGAACCUUGAAGUACAUGCUUGAAAGUUUUUAUUUAGUGUGGAUUGCAUUUAUUUGUUUUGGCAAGUCAUUGGCUUCAAAAUGGCACUUCACUUCUUUGGUCAAAUAGGAAAGGAUGAGUAAAAAGCAACUAUUUAACUUCAUUACAUUUUUUAUUUUGAACCUUGAGUGCAAUUUAGCCAUCCAGGAUGUUUGUCAAGUAUUGGCUUGUAACAUGUUGUAGCAUACAACUUGCAGGGUGUUCUAAUGAAAGCCUGAACUUCCCUUCAAUAGGAUUACUCCUGUCCCUCCAUACUUUUUCUUUGCACUGUUUGUAUUACAAGUUUAAUUGCCACUAAUUUGUUUUCAUUAUUCAAGCAAUUAAGUUUGCAUUGUUGAUCUUUUCAAUAGUUGCUUCAAGGUUGUGCUGAGCAAUUAGAAGGUAGUGACUUUAAUAUUUGAAAGGGAAGAGGGUAUUUAUUAUGCAUACUGUGAACUGCAUUGAUAUCCCAAGUUUCAGAUGCAGCAUAUGGAGUUUUCUUUACAGCAUUGUAAUGAAGAUUGCUUUGAAGUGUUUAUGCAUUAGCACAUUUAUCAUAUUAAAAACAAAUUAGUUUAGCACAGUGGACAAAAGUAGAUAUGAUUUUGUAAUUAGUUCUUAACUUAAACAUCUGAAAUAUUUAACGUUAGUAAGUACACAGUAAAUAACGGGUAGCCUUGGCCCUGUGUUGUACUCUUGACAUUUUUAGCCAAGUUCUCAGCUUCUUACUGCUGUGUUUUGUGCUGAACUUUGUACCUUGUUUCCUUUGUUUAUGAAUCAGCCCAUUUUAAGUAAUUUUUUAGAAUUCUGGCCAUAAUCUUCCAUUGUUAUACAUUCAAGUUUAUCUGUGGGUUUACAGUGAGUGGCUGGUCUUGUAUAAAAAUCAUACAAAGAUGACUGAAUGCUUAUACCAGUUGCACUUAAAUGAACACACCCAUUUUCAUUAGUUGAUGCAGUAAUUUACUCAGUUUAUCUAUGCAUUGCUGGGCUCUUAAAGUAGGCAGAGACUUGUCUAAGGUUUGGGUUGUCAGCAAGUUGAAUGGACACUUUAGUUAUUUAAUAAAGACUUUGACCAAAAUUCAGAAAAUGAUAUGAGAGAAAAAUGAUUUCCGGGUAGUCUAAUAAAUGCUGAUCUUAUUUAGCCUGUUGGCGAGCUAGCUGGUAUCGUUUACUUUUAAUUCCUUGUUAAAAUGAGGCAAUAAUUUGCAAGAUUUCGUAAAUAUGUAAAUUCUUCAUAUCUUUUUAGAUAUCUCUUUCAAUAUUUUCUGACUACUUCUGUGUAUAGUAACAUUUUUGUGCAUGCUUGAUGUGACAUCCAUAAAUUUGUACCACUAUGACUUUAUCCAUGUAAAAUAGCUAUUUAUUGAACUUUACUUUUAAAAGCUGGACUUACUUUUUUUCUCUCAGUUUAAACAUUUAAUGGAGAACUUGUUACUGUUUAUUAAAAGAAUUGUGUUUUGAAAGUCAGCAUGGAGAUAACUGAAUUGCAAUCAUGUGAAGAAAUCACAAUGCCUUGGCUAUUACACAGUGAAGCACAAUUCUUGUAACAAACUGUGAUGAAUUCUUUGUCCAUUGCCACGUGUUUUCUUCAUACAGACAAACCAAAAAAUCCAUAAUGGGCAAUUGCAGUGUUGGUAAAUGUAUCCUUUUUAUGUACAGGGAAUAUGAAGAGGGUAGCAGAUUAAUGUAGAAGUGUAACUGGUGCUGUGAUUAUAGCAAUACCACAGUUGGUCACUUGUCAUCUUCCCAUGCUAGGUUUUUAAGUGUUUAGUCUUCCUCUUGUAAUGGUCAAACUGCUGAAUUUACUUGAAGGAUGUACAAUACUGUUUUGAAGAAUAUGAAAUUGUGUACAAUUAGGUCAGUGAAUUGUGCAAUUGAAAACUGAGAGUCAAAAAUACAGGAAAACUUCAGUUCACGUAGGAUACAGUGAUACUACUUAAUUUAACCAAAGUCUCUAAUGAGUAUUUCAACUUUGAAUGUAAACUAAUGGAUAAACUGACCAACAGGGACGCUAUUUGCCCAGCAUUACAAGCACAUCGUCUGCAGACAGGGAAAUUAAAUACAGUAAUUUGUAAGAUAAUGACAAGGUUACUAUUUUUAUUAUUCCUAUUUUUCAUUGAAAGAGGGAGGAAGAUGCUAUCAAUUGUACAAUAAAGUAGGAAUGGUUAUAGUCUUCCUAAUAAAACAGAGAUUCCAGUUAUUCUCAGUUCAAAAUAACUACCCUGUGCAUAACAACAAAUCAAGUGACAAUCGGAACAUGUUUUAGUAUCAGAUGUUCAAGAGGAAGUCGCUGUUGUUGCAUUGGUUUUAAUAUUUGUACAUAAACACUGAUUUUUUUGAGCAUUAUUUUGUAUUUGUUGUACUUUAAUACCUGGUGUACAGUUCCAGAAAUAAAUGUCUGGAAACCUUU
Molecule: messenger RNA, 5410 nt
Organism: Serinus canaria (Common canary)
Lineage: Eukaryota; Metazoa; Chordata; Aves; Passeriformes; Fringillidae
Gene: MIER3
Product: MIER family member 3
Exons: 13
Coding region: 473-2044 (523 amino acids)
Biological process (GO): negative regulation of transcription by RNA polymerase II
Cellular component (GO): nucleoplasm
Molecular function (GO): histone deacetylase binding; transcription corepressor activity
Source: RefSeq, a predicted model, not a curated record